This is a messenger RNA of Moneuplotes crassus, 829 nucleotides long. The record is from the annotation of a GenBank genome assembly. NCBI's taxonomy places the organism in Eukaryota, Ciliophora, Spirotrichea, Euplotida, Euplotidae.
AUGAAGCUUACAAACAUUAUUAUUAGGGAGAUCCUCCUCUUUCUUGAAUUCGAGGACUUAGCAGACAACAGACUCGAACUUAUCAGCAAGAAGUUCUAUCACAAUAUCAUGGAAGACAAUGAGUUGCUCAGAAGAAUGCUAGACAACUGUUUGGGCAUGAUCAAAGACUAUCAGAGAGAACAAGAGUACCAAGAUUCAAUAUUAGACAAUAGAAAUGCAACAAAUGGAGAACACAUUUCAGAUGAUACCAAAAAAAUUAAAAGAAAAUACAUGAAGAUUUAUGACGAUUCUAGUUCAAAUAGUAUCAGGCUUUUCAAAAGUUUAUCUAAAAGAAAAAGAAAACUACUUACCAUGUGUGAAAGAUCAACUGCAGGGCAUCAGCUCGGCAAAAAUAACAUAUCUGAUAUCUUCCAAGGAACUGGAAAUAAUUAUAACACUUGUCCUGAAAUCUAUUAUCCGAAUGGAUUAAUGUGAAUUACUCUUUUCCCUUACGCUCCAGAUCAAUAUAAUCGGAAUGGGGGUAAAAAUAGAGCCCUGCAAGCAGAACAGCUUGCUAAAAUUUAUAAAGUAAAGAGAAUUGAUGUUCCCAGAGGCACUUUGUUUAAGUAAUUCACCUACUAACAGCCUUGUACAACUUUUGAGCUAUUGAAAAGGAAGCAAUCUUAUAAAGGAGCAUUAAAGUCAAACCCCUAAAUAUCUUGUAGAGAGAAUAAUACUUCUAGAACUAUGAAUGGUCGGAAGCAUUGUGCUAUUGAGAAGCCUGGCUUCAUUCAAAAUUUAUUUUAAUGAAGAAAAUAUUCUCAGACUAGGAUUAUAAAGUUUAUCAUCA